This is a messenger RNA of Oryzias melastigma (Indian medaka), 585 nucleotides long. Its product is annotated as mitochondrial dynamics protein MID51-like. The coding region runs from base 233 to 568 and encodes 111 amino acids. Gene Ontology annotation, cellular component: mitochondrial outer membrane. NCBI's taxonomy places the organism in Eukaryota, Metazoa, Chordata, Actinopteri, Beloniformes, Adrianichthyidae. Gene Ontology annotation, biological process: mitochondrion organization; positive regulation of mitochondrial fission. The transcript has 3 exons. The record is from RefSeq and is a predicted model, not a curated record.
CAUGGCAACGUGCACACUUUUUUUCUAAUGUUACAUGACCUCAGAGGAGAGAUUGUGUUAAAAAAAACAGCUUUAGAAGCUUCAAGACCAAAACUUUAGUAAAGUCACUUCAGAUUAAUGGUUAAUUUGGCCUCAACCUGUGCUUGUGUCGCCAGACCGUCUGCGCAGAGCCGUCGGCCGCUCUGCAGCUGGAGGAAGUGGAGUCUGCCAGUCGGACCUGCAGCGGGCUCGCAUGCGUCUGUGUCUGCAGGAGCGCCUGUGGGAGUUCUACCAAAAACACGUCAACAUCCCGGCUGAGGAGCAGACCGUGGCCAGGAGGGCGGCGCUGGACAUCUGUGCGGAGCUGAGAGUGUUCCUUCACGCCAAGCUGCCCGACAUGCCACUCAGAGAGAUGUACCUGAGUGGAAGCCUGUACGACGACCUCCAGGUGGUGACGGCGGACCACGCCCAGCUGAUGGUGCCUCUGGUCUUGGAGAAGGAUCUGUGGUCGUCUAUUCCAGAAGAGGACACGAUCAUGAACGUCCCUGGUUUUUGGCUCGUCCGCAGGGAGAACUUGAAAUAUUUGUGAACUGAGAGGAAAAAAAA